AUGGAGCCCUUAAUAGGCGGGCCCACCUCGCCCUUCCGCUUGGGCAACACCCCUGGUACUGCAACGCAUCUACUGGAUACGCAGCAGCCGCGGGAACAGAGUGAUUUCUCCUUUUACAAGACUGUAAACCCGGCCGACAAAAACCUGCACAGCACCUACAGGAGAGGCAAGAGGAGCGCUGAAGCCACAAAGCUUAAGACGCUGCAAUCUCAGGACAGCUUUAAACGGGAUGCUCUUAGAACAAUUACCAGGUUUCUGUCAUUUUCCGAGUUUCCGGGUCCUUUAUCGGCUAAGGCGCUGAGCAGCCCUCAGCGAUCUCUGCUAAUAGAUAUAUGGGGUCAUCUAUUCAGGUAG
Messenger RNA from Eimeria maxima, 354 nucleotides. RefSeq lists its product as hypothetical. The record is from RefSeq and is a predicted model, not a curated record. Bases 1 to 354 code for a protein of 117 amino acids. NCBI's taxonomy places the organism in Eukaryota, Apicomplexa, Conoidasida, Eucoccidiorida, Eimeriidae. The transcript is spliced from 4 exons.